This is a messenger RNA of Necator americanus (New World hookworm), 912 nucleotides long. RefSeq lists its product as uncharacterized. The record is from RefSeq and is a predicted model, not a curated record. The transcript is spliced from 8 exons. Bases 1 to 912 code for a protein of 303 amino acids. Lineage: Eukaryota; Metazoa; Nematoda; Chromadorea; Rhabditida; Ancylostomatidae. Gene Ontology annotation, molecular function: serine-type endopeptidase activity. Gene Ontology annotation, biological process: proteolysis.
AUGAUGCUCUUCGUGUCCCACGCGAAAGGAGGAACCACUGGCCUACUCUGGCACGCGAUCGGGACAAAUGGAAGAAUUACUGGCGCCCGCUCGACCAGUUCGAAGAUCAACGGGAGGCAAGGUGAUCAAGACCCAGACGGCUGGUGUAGCGGUGUACAGAUUUCUCCACGCCACAUCCUAACCGCUGCCCACUGUGCGCUGACAUAUGACCCAAUUUAUGCCUUGGAACAAUGCAUGAUGAACAAAUCACACAAUGUUGUCACCGCUAUUAGAAGCCCCAAGGAGAUUUUAGUCUUCAUUGGUGGGAAUAGAACUGGCUGUUUCUCUCCACUACAUCCAGUGCACAUGGUGCAGUACGAAUCUUCUGAGAUAACUGUGCACAAUUUCGAAAUUUGCGAAUUGAUGAAUGAUCUGGCACUCAUCGAACUUAGUCAGAAUAUCUCGGAAACCGAUGCGACUCCGAUUUGUAUGCCCAGCGAGGAUCUUCCUUUAUCCGAAGUGCUAUACGUGGCUGGAUCAGGUGUUGAUCCUUCAAUUCCCUCGACUUUCACCAAGCCAUCCACCGAUGUUUUCCGGCAGCAAGUAGUAGCGCAAAAACUCCACUCUGUAGACGAAGUCAUGCAUAAAAUUGCAACACUCACCUUUGCGAAGUCUGCAUGUAGUGGCGACAGUGGUGGCCCAGUGUUCCAAGUGGACGAAGAUGGCAAGCACACACUAGUGGGAAUCACUAGCUCCGUUAAUCCACCGUGUGACAAACAUCUUUUCAAAAAUAGGGUGGGUUUCAGCACUGACGUACGUGCGUACCUGGAUUGGAUCUGCAAAUACUCAGGUGUUUGUCCAAUUGAGGAAGAAAGACGUCGUCAUGCAAAGACAAAGAAAGCGCCGAGAAACAAUGAUUUCUAUCAUUAUUAA